AUGGAUAUCCCGCAGCAGCAAAAAGUACAGCAACAGGUGCCCACCAUGGAAGAAGUGCAGAACAUCAUCAAGCUGCAGCGCUCUAUCGUCAUGGCCGACAUCCUCAAAGUCAAGCCGGAAAUGAGCGAUCCGGAAAAGUACAACGCGGCUCUCAAGGAGGCUACGGCACUGGCUCUCUACAACAUCUACCACGCGAAGCGCGACCGCAAAGUCAAAACCGAGGCUUUUGUGGGAUGGUAUAUCUCCAAUUUCCUGUGGAUGAUGUUCCACGGUGGCGUCGAUCCCAAGAAAAACCCCAUCCGUCACCUCGAGCCCAUCGACUUCCCAGGAGAGCCCGAGUCUUUGGCGUAUGAAUGCUACAUGUUGGGAAGGCGGGAUCGAGAAGAGGAGGCCCAGAACAAUCAACAACAGGUUGCGGCAAGUGACAAGGAAGACGGUAAAGACGCGGCGCAGCCAUACGUAAAGGUUAAUGUCGAUCAAAGCACCGAAUAUCUGAUCACGGUUGAGGUGGAUGGUGGACGUGAGGUGGCUAAUCCUCUGUACCGGAACAUUGCGCAGUGCGUCAAGGACUUUGGCCAAGGGUCUCACUAUGUCAGAAAAAGGCCAGGCCCAAGCUACAAGAAAAAAGUUGAAAGACCUGCCCCUGUUCAGCAGACUUCAUCAAGGCCGGCGAAGAGAGCAAGAUAUUGA
This is a messenger RNA of Neurospora tetrasperma FGSC 2508, 690 nucleotides long. RefSeq lists its product as uncharacterized. The transcript has a single exon. Bases 1 to 690 code for a protein of 229 amino acids. Lineage: Eukaryota; Fungi; Ascomycota; Sordariomycetes; Sordariales; Sordariaceae. The record is from RefSeq and is a predicted model, not a curated record.